Molecule: messenger RNA, 1502 nt
Organism: Triplophysa rosa
Lineage: Eukaryota; Metazoa; Chordata; Actinopteri; Cypriniformes; Nemacheilidae
Gene: rhno1
Product: RAD9-HUS1-RAD1 interacting nuclear orphan 1
Exons: 3
Coding region: 329-1273 (314 amino acids)
Biological process (GO): cellular response to ionizing radiation; recombinational repair; DNA damage checkpoint signaling
Cellular component (GO): nucleus; chromosome
Source: RefSeq, a predicted model, not a curated record
CCACGUUGGUGUUCGCGUUUGAGACGCGACUGUUUGAAUUAUGUGAAAUCAUUCACAUCAGCAAUUUCAAACAGACGUUGUGUGAAUUUCUGUCAAAGGUUGAUAGUCUAAAACUUUACGGAUGAAAUCAGAAACAAAGCUAUGCGUGAGUAACGGCUCUAAGCUUUCGUUUCAUGCCUUGAAUUGCAAAACGUAGGAUAUGCGCGCGUGAACGCAGGAUGAAGUUUAUAGUAGUUCAUAGUGGCGAAAACACGGAGUAUGCUUAAAGAUAUGAUGAAAUCGAUGUAGUACGAAUAUUAAACACCCGAAAUGUUUACCAUGUCCUCUAAUGCCCCGAGUUUCAAGUAAAAGGAGACUGUUAAACCCAAACAAAUCUCAGCUGUUGUUUGAAGAGGCUCCGAUUAAUGGACCGAAGCAUGACUGUGGACCACAGCUUCCGAGUGCUAUUCACCCCAGAACAUGUAUAUCAGAAAAACAACAGAGAGCUAAUGCACAACGUUCCCUUUGGGUAAACGUAUGCUUGGUGUCUCCACAGUUUAGUUCACAUGAUAUCAAAGCAGUUAGUCGUGGAAGGGAAAGUACGAGAGGUAAAUCGAACACAGUGAUGGGAUUGUCUUUUCAUCACAACAGACCAACAGCUGUCUGCAAAUACUCCCCACUUUCGUUUGAGACAAACACUGCAGUUUCACAGCACCCGCACAAGAACACUCAGACAAAAACAACCAUUCAACAACCACUCAAAGAAGUAAGGUGUUCAAGGGCUAAGAAAGACAGACAGAUUUCUUCAAGCAAUCUAAAUAAAGAACUUGUAGAAACUCCUAAACGGACACCGUCUCUUCGUAAAGGGGUGAAAAGAAGUACUGCUCAAUCUGUGGUUAGACCAGGUGCUUCCAGGCGUACAGAGCUCCCAAGCACCCCACCUCACCAUGAAAAUGAGAAAAGGACUCCUGAAGGUUUUGUUCACACCCCAGUGUCAAAAGAAGGCCAAACACCAAACACAAUCUCAGUUCCUGCACCUCUGGAGGUAGAGACACCGGAAAUGCCACAUUGUUCCAGUGCAUCUUCAGCCAGUGUUUCACAUCUCCUGUUUCCCCCAAACCAGGCAAAGACCCCUCCACGAACUGAGAAUACAAGUGUCCUGGUGGAGGACACACCUGAGAAAGACUAUGGGCUGAGGGUAACAUGGAGAAGGAGGAAAGGGUUAAUGAAAGUAUUGAUGGACAGGGGAAAGCUCCUUGUCACUGAUACAGAAGUUGCUAAUGAAUGGAUCUAAGACUUUAGUUAGUAGAUAAUGUAAUCAUUUAUGAUUUGUUUCACGGUCUUUUCUGUUCAAAAAUUAUGUGAUAAAUUGAGUGAGAUUAGGUGAUGGGUGUCAUGUUUUUAUUUGGGCUACACUGAUCCCUUUGGGACAUCAUUUAUCCUUAUGAACAAAAAAAAAGAAAAUCUUACAAUGAAAUAUAUUUGAAAUAUGUUUUGCAGAAAGGUUGCAGAUUUUAUUUAAU